Messenger RNA from Prorocentrum cordatum, 2078 nucleotides. The record is from the annotation of a GenBank genome assembly. NCBI's taxonomy places the organism in Eukaryota, Dinophyceae, Prorocentrales, Prorocentraceae.
CAGGCGCUUUCGCCUCGGUGCCCAGCUUCACGCUGCCGCGAGGCGCCAGCUUCAGCUCCCAGUCGCCGCAUCCUGGCGGGCCGCUGUCGAGGACCCCGUCCUUCCAGGCACCUCCGGCUCUGCAGACCAUCAGAUCUUUCAAUCUUCUAGGCCCGCCGGAGCCGGGGCAGCCGCUCCAGCCGCAGCGGCAGGACUUCCACGCCGUCCGCCAGCGCCUGAACGCGCUGGCGUCUGCCAGGGGCGGCAAGCUGCACGUCGGGGACCCCUACGCGCACGUGGGCAAGCCCGCGAGAGGGCUGUGCGGCAUGGGCCCCGCCAUGGUGAUAGGCGUCGCCAUCUUUUCGGUCACCGCGGUGGUCGUCGCCAUCGCGGUAGCCCGGACGAGGCCCUUCGGCCGCGGCUCCCCCGCGCUGGGCAGCGUGGCGGAGGCGGCCGCUGCCGUUGGGACGACGCCGGCGCCUGGAGACGCCCUGGUCUCCACGGGGCUGCGCACCAGCACCACCUCGCACAGUGCGGCGGGCCUGGCCGUGGCGCCGGCCAACUGCACGGGCAACACCUCGGAGAUGACGCUAGGCCUCCUGCUGGAGUGCUGCAGGGACACCGACGUGGCCUGCCCGGAGGAGGCCGUGGGCCCCGAGGCGUCUUCAACGACGACAGUAACGGUCACGGACGGCACGAGCGCGGUCACCACGCCGACUGCGGCCACCCAGAAUUCGUCUUCUGCAAGUUCGCCGGCAAUAGGGAACAGAUCUGCAACGGUGACGGCGUACACACAGCUGGCCAAAGGCCAGAUUUGUUUGGACUUCCAGACGUACACCAAGAUUCGUGGGUGCGACGGCUGGGGUCACAUUGAUCUCGACACGUGCAAGGCGUACUGCACUGAGAAUCGGUGGCCUGCCAGAUGUGUGAGCGACUGGGACACCACCGUCGCGUGCUCGCACGUGAUUUGGGAGCCGAACAACGACCACCCUCCCGGGUGGUGCCAGCUCGCGUCGUCUUGCGACCUGGCGCCCGGGAGCUCUGGGGCGCAGGUGCUCGCGAGGGAGGACUUCCCUGCAGCGGCCGCUGCAGCCGCUGGAGCGGUGACCAAUACAUCGAAGGCCGUCACGUCGUUGCCCAGCGUCCUGUGCUACGGCGUGUACAGGAGUGCCAGUGACGAGGAGGGACUCCUCGUGGCGCAGAGUGACAUGGGCGUCGGGAUCUUCAGCUGCGACGGGACGAUGGUCUUCAGCGACAAAAAGGUUGCGCUUGCAUCUGGCAUCGUGCCGAUCAUCAUUGCGAAGAACCUCACUGCUCCAGAGGGUACUGUGGAGCACAUCCUCAACACGGAGAUCUUCAUGAAUGCUUGGGAGUUGAUCCGCACGCAGGGCAACUACAAACAGUUCGAUUGGGUCGUGAAGGCAGAUCCAGACUGCGUCUUCGUGUUCUCGCGGCUGCAGGACCACCUGUCCACGAUCCCCGCCGACGGCAACCAGUACAUCGUGAAUUGCAAGGUUAGUUUUGGUUUCUUUGGGUCAUUCGAAGUUGUUUCUCGAGGAGCACUGGACUUAUAUUAUGCAGGCGCCAAGAGGUGCAGGGACGAGCUGGACUGGGCCUCCGAGGGAGAAGACUUGUACAUGAAGGAUUGCUUCGACCUGCUGGGUGCGGAAGCCUUCGAGGACUUCGGCAUGCUCGCCGACGGCUAUUGCUUGGAGCCGCCCUCCCCGUGCCUGUCCGGCAAGGUCGCGUUCCACGCCAUGAAGACGGUCGGCCAGUAUUUCCAGUGCUUGGAGGAGGCAGAGCGCCCAACCAGUAGCUCUGAGACGCAUGAAUCAUGAAUACGAUGUGAUUUUGGAUCCGAUUCAAGUCGAGGGCCGACAUCAUUUCACGACCGAAUGGUCCUUGCAUGCUGUCAGCGUUUUGCCGUUUUGCGUCGCAGAUCGCCAGUUGGAGUAUUGGCUCUGCUGUAUCACAGAACUCGAUGUCGCGGCUGCCUGUUUGUUUGGCGCCGCAGUUUUCGCAAUCACCGUUGAUCGUGCAUGCCUUUCCGCGUCUCGUCUCUCCCACGCCCACCUCCUCCCUUCCCUUCUCUUCUUCAC